CUUGGGCGCGCUUCUAACACCUCCUCGUCAGCUUCACCCCAGCUCUCUGCACAGAAGAAUCCACGUUAAACCCAUGAAAAAAGUCGCGAAGCUUUCAAAACUGUGCCGAUAACCACAGGAUAAGACAGCGCGAUCCUUCAUUCGCUGCAAGGGGAGGCAGUCUGCCCCUCGAUUGCAGAUAAAGGCGGCAGUCUAUGUCGCUGACCACUCUUUAGACGUCGAAGACGGAAAGUACAGGCGGUGAAAGAUGCUGAUGACAAGAUUUUUCCAACGUUAAAGAAGAGUGCGAUAAGUCUAAAAAAGCUGAACUUUCAGAUUGGUGGAAGAGUUGAAUAAGCAAGCAUCAGCACAAACAACAAAAGUGAAAGGAGGACCAAAAAAAAGAGGCUUGGUCCGAAAAGUCAAUUAACGUUACGACCCCAAAUAGGUCCUAUUUUUUCUGAGUAAAAGGGUCCUUCAUCAACCAGCAAGAUUUCGUCCAAAAGCAGACAAGAGGAUCGCCCUGCGCUGACAAGACUAGUCGGCAGGAAGCGGUUGCUAGCGGCUGGGGUUCUAGGAGUCAUCAUGGUCUUGGUACUGGUGAUUUUGAUCCCGGUCUUAGUCAACUCUGCGGGGACUUCCGCCCGCUAUGAGAUGCUCGGCACCUGCAGAAUGGUGUGUGACCCUUAUGGGACUAAAUCUCCAACGACAGCCACGGCCGACACCGUCAGAGACAACCGGCUUGCCCAAUCUCUGCCGACUUUCAUACAGGGGCCAAAGGGGGAGCCGGGACGCUCGGGAAAGGUUGGCCCUAGGGGGCCUCCGGGGGAGCCGGGGCCACCCGGUCCAAUGGGCCCGCCCGGCGAGCAAGGAGAUCCCGGGCGUCCUGGAUUACCCGGACCGCCGGGGGCGAAUGGCCCUACAGGGGCAAUCAGCGCGGCUACAUAUAGCACUGUCCCCAAAAUAGCAUUCUACGCCGGCCUAAAAAAGCAACACGAGGGAUACGAGGUGCUGAAGUUCGAUGACGUUGUAACAAAUCUGGGCAAUCACUAUGAUCCCACGACGGGGAAAUUCACCUGCUCUAUUCCGGGGAUAUACUUCUUUAUUUAUCACGUACUGAUGCGCGGAGGCGACGGGACCAGCAUGUGGGCUGAUCUUUGUAAAAACAAUCAGGUGCGGGCCAGUGCCAUCGCCCAGGACGCUGACCAGAACUAUGACUAUGCUAGCAACAGCGUGGUUCUGCACCUAGAGCCCGGGGAUGAGAUAUACAUAAAGCUGGACGGGGGCAAGGCCCACGGCGGAAACAAUAACAAGUACAGCACCUUCUCUGGGUUCAUCAUCUACGCCGACUAGCGGAGGCCUUCCUCCCCGGCCCGAGUUUGCGCCCCGUCCUGGUUUUUCCGACGUCACCUCCUCGGUUAUCCUUUCCCCUCUGUCCCGAUGGGAAGGAGGCAGAGCCCCUUUUCGACUCCUCCGUCAUUCCCAGAGAAGCAGGCCUGCGUGGCGAAAGAUCCGCAGAUGGGCGACCCGGCCUCCGACCCCUAGCAGGGAAACCACGGCAACCACAGGCCCCCUCCGUGUGGGGGCACCCGUGCCUGCCUCGCUAUGAAAACAACACCAACAAAAUGUAAACACGAGAUGAUUUUAAAUGUAAACAGAAAAAUAGCCACAG
This is a messenger RNA of Conger conger (European conger), 1651 nucleotides long. Its product is annotated as complement C1q-like protein 3. The transcript is spliced from 2 exons. The coding region runs from base 565 to 1332 and encodes 255 amino acids. Gene Ontology annotation, molecular function: protein binding. The record is from RefSeq and is a predicted model, not a curated record. NCBI's taxonomy places the organism in Eukaryota, Metazoa, Chordata, Actinopteri, Anguilliformes, Congridae.